GGCCGGGCCCAGGGUUGUGGCUGUGCUGACGAAGGGGGGAGGGGCUCAGUGGUGGGUGCUCGGCAGGGCUUGUGGGCGCGUUGGCCCGUAGAGACAGAGCCAUCGCCAUCGCCAUGCCCGGGAUUGACAAGCUGCCCAUUGAAGAGACGUUGGAGGACAGUCCCCAGGCACGUUCUUUGCUGGGUGUGUUUGAAGAAGAUGCUGCAGCAAUUUCCAGUUACAUCCGCCAGUUGUAUCAAGCCAUGCGUCGAAUUUAUGAUGCACAGAAUGAAUUAAGUGCAGCAACUCAUCUAACUUCAAAACUUCUAAAAGAGUAUGAGAAGCAGCGUUUUCCAUUGGGGGGCGAUGAUGAAGUUAUGAGCUCUACCCUACAACAGUUUGCAAAAGUGAUAGAUGAGCUCAGCUCUUGUCAUGCAGUGCUUUCAACUCAACUAGCUGAUGCCAUGAUGUUUCCCAUUACUCAAUUUAAAGAAAGGGAUCUAAAAGAGAUAUUGACUUUAAAAGAAGUUUUCCAAAUUGCCAGCAAUGAUCAUGAUACUGCCAUUAACAGAUACAGUCGGCUGUCAAAAAGAAGAGAGAAUGAAAAGGUCAAGUAUGAAGUUACAGAAGAUGUGUAUACUUCCAAGAAGAAACAGCAUCAGACUAUGAUGCAUUAUUUCUGUGCAUUAAAUACUCUUCAGUACAAGAAGAAAAUAGCCAUGCUGGAACCCUUGCUAGGAUAUAUGCAAGCUCAGAUAAGUUUCUUUAAAAUGGGUUCAGAAAAUCUUACUGAGCAGCUGGAAGAAUUUUUAACCAAUAUUGGGACAAGUGUACAAAAUGUUCGCCGGGAAAUGGAUUCUGAGGUAGAAACCAUGCAGCAGACCAUAGAGGACUUGGAAGUAGCCAGUGAUCCAUUAUAUUUACCUGAUCCAGAUACAACAAAAUUUCCUGUCCAUAGAAAUCUAACACGGAAAGCUGGCUAUCUUAAUGCAAGGAAUAAGACUGGGCUGGUGUCUUCCAGUUGGGACAGACAGUUUUAUUUUACUCAGGGUGGAAACCUAAUGAGUCAGGCAAGAGGUGACGUAGCUGGAGGACUUGUCAUGGACAUAGACAACUGUUCCGUAAUGGCUGUGGACUGUGAGGACAGAAGAUACUGCUUUCAGAUAACAUCUUUUGAUGGCAAAAAAUCUUCGAUCUUACAGGCAGAGAGUAAAAAAGAUUAUGAAGAGUGGAUAUGUACAAUAAACAACAUCUCUAAACAGAUAUAUCUCAGUGAAAACCCUGAGGAAAUUGCUGCACGUGUAAAUCAAUCUGCUCUGGAGGCUGUCACCCCCUCUCCUUCCUUCCAUCAGAGACAUGAGAGCAUGCGGCCAACAAUACAAUCUCGGCCUCCGACAGCUCGUACAAAUAGCUCUGGGUCUUUGGGAUCUGAAUCAGCAGCUUUAUCAACACUUUCCUUGGAUUCCCUUGUUGCCCCUGACACACCGAUACAAUUUGACAUAAUUUCUCCAGUUAGUGAAGAUCAGCCUGGUCAGGCAAAAGCCUCAGGGCAAUCGGGCAGACGUACAAACCCAUUUGGUGAAUCUGGAGGCAAAAAAUCUGAAACAGAAGAUUCCAUUCUUCACCAGUUAUUUAUUGUAAGAUUCCUUGGCUCCAUGGAGGUUAAAUCUGAUGAAAGUCCAGAUGUUGUUUAUGAAACAAUGCGCCAAAUACUAGCAGCCCGGGCUAUCCAUAAUAUUUUCAGGAUGACAGAAUCACAUUUAUUAGUCAGUUGUGACUGUUUAAAGUUAAUAGAUCCACAGACGCAAGUUACAAGGCUCAGGUUUCCUUUGCCAAGUGUAGUCUUGUAUGCUACGCACCAGGAGAAUAAACGCCUUUUUGGAUUUGUGCUUCGGUCUUCAGGAGGGAGAGUUGAGAGCCAUACAACAUCUGUCUGUUAUAUAUUUGAAUCAAACAAUGAAGGGGAAAAGAUAUGCGACUCUGUUGGACUGGCAAAACAGAUUGCUUUUCAUGCAGAAUUGGAUCGUAGAGCGUCAGAAAAACAAAAAGAAAUAGACAAAGUAAAAGAGAAACAACAGAAAGAACUCAGUAAACAAAAGCAAAUUGAAAAGGACUUGGAAGAGCAGAGCCGAUUGAUAGCUGCUUCCAGUAGACCCGGUCAGAGCAGUGGAGAGGGACAAUUUAUAGUCCUUAGCAGUAGCCAAUCAGAAGACAGUGAUUUGGGAGAAGAUGGGAAGAAGAAAAGAGAGUCCGAAGCAUGAGAAUCUCUCGUUUACUAGAACCCCCAAAGUUUCUUUACAGGCAAUAAGGUAAUUUUUUUGUGCUUACGGUGAUGUAUAAUUUGGCAUGAAAAUAUUGUCACUAUGCCAUUGUGCCUGCAUUGGUGUACCAUAAUGUUUAUAUGCAAACCUAGGAUUUUGUAAAAUAUAGUCAAGUGAUUUUAUAAUGUAGUGGAUUAGUCAAAAUCUUACCAUAAUAUACUGGAUUGGUCCUGUUCUAGUGAUGUAUAAGUAAUUUUUCAAUGUUUUUAAGAGUCUUAUAAAAUUUUCCCUGAAUAUUUGUAUUAAAGCAAUCAUCAUCUUAAAUGGUUAUGCCUAAUAUCAGUUUGAUAGAUGGUUUAAACUCAGAAAUAUAGAUAUUAAAUAUGUUAGCCAGGGCUUCAGUUAAUUUGAGUUCACUAAUAAAAAGUUGGCUUUGUACAAUAAUCUUUAUUUGCAUUAGACUUACUUUAAAAAAUCUAGUCUUUUUUCUAAUGCUUGCUUCCUAAAAAAAAAAAUUAGCACAUUACUAAUAUGGUUUUGUUCUUUUUCCACUAAAUACACAAUUUCAGAAAUAGCUAAAGCCCUAUGUUGUCAAAACGUAUUUUGAUUCUGUCAGUAAUUCAGGAAUGUUACCCAGAUAUAUUCAGUGAAAGACUUUAUUGUAUGUAAUAAAAACAAAAUGGAGGGGAGUUAUUCUGAUUUAUUCUUGGAACUGUCAAAGACUGAACAGUAAAGGAAAACAUUCUUGUUACAUUAGUUGACUAUUUUAAUGCAUAUCUUGUUUGUUUUGUCUCAUGCGUGCAUAGCACUUUCUAAAAAACUGUGGUUGUUAAUGAACAGAAUUGAUGGGUACAGAAGUUUUACCAGCACAACCUGAUAGUGUCAGACCCAUUAAUACAGCUACUAAUGCAUAUUUCCCACCUGCUUAUUAGUUUUGUUCAGUACUUGAGUAGGCACCCUGUAAGAAGCAAUGAGUCAUAAGAUACUAAUCCAAUCUGUAUUUUAUAAAGUUUAUAGAUUUUUGAGGGGGAAAUGGACUUUUGAAUUAUGUAUGUAAGUUUUUCUUUUGACACUGCCAUUCUAAUCAAGUUUAAGUGAAGUGAUACAGAUGCAUGUAUAAAUAAAAAAUCUAUACUUACCUGAAUAUAAACUUGAUUAUGAAAAAAUAAAUACUAUUAAUGCCU
This is a messenger RNA of Gopherus evgoodei (Goodes thornscrub tortoise), 3424 nucleotides long. It is a transcript of the gene APPL1, whose product is annotated as adaptor protein, phosphotyrosine interacting with PH domain and leucine zipper 1. Gene Ontology annotation, molecular function: identical protein binding. The coding region runs from base 114 to 2240 and encodes 708 amino acids. The record is from RefSeq and is a predicted model, not a curated record. The transcript is spliced from 23 exons. Gene Ontology annotation, biological process: signaling. Lineage: Eukaryota; Metazoa; Chordata; Testudines; Testudinidae. Gene Ontology annotation, cellular component: endosome membrane; cytoplasm.